Suillus plorans is the source of this 1586-nucleotide messenger RNA. RefSeq lists its product as uncharacterized. The transcript has 6 exons. Bases 6 to 1586 code for a protein of 526 amino acids. NCBI's taxonomy places the organism in Eukaryota, Fungi, Basidiomycota, Agaricomycetes, Boletales, Suillaceae. The record is from RefSeq and is a predicted model, not a curated record.
CUUCAAUGUCUGACUCUGGUUCGAAUUCGAUAUCCUUCAGUUCUGAUUCAGGUUCAGACUCGGCAGAUGAAGGCACCCAAUGUCAGCCUGUGGCUCCACCGAGCAGUGGCGCCUCUAUUGAACACUACCAACAGUAUAUCAAAUAUCUCCAGCUUCAACAAGGGCAGCUCCAGCAGCGGAAUGCAUCUCUGAAUGAGAGCAAUGGCAUUCUGGCUGCACAACAGCUGAAACGUUCUCGUAAACGCCCUCAAACAUUGUCGUCUAGGGUAUCGUCAAUGUCGCAAACAGCAUCUGCGAUACUGUCCGCAUCAGAAUCUGCUGUCUCAGCUCCUGCCUCAUCGACGACGAAUGAUGUUGACAAGCUCAUUUUAAGCCUGGCGAAAAAAUAUGCAUUAACUACCGAGAUGUUUCUCCCUGACAAGGUUAUUUUUCAAACAGACUGUCCUGAUCCUGCAGUCGACUUCUCGAAUCCAAAUCGUUAUGCGAAGAAGUCUACAGCAAAGGAUGCACUCGUUGCUGAACUCUAUGCGUCCAUUGACCACACGUUGCACGCUCAGAUGCGAACAAAUGCAUUCUUCAACCAGUUCGGGAGCGGAAUGCAGCAAGCUCGCUCAUCAUUUCUAAACAGCCUGCGUACUGUUGCAGGCGGCAUCUUCAACAUGCCCAAUGAAUUUUUCGUUUCGAAAUACGACCGAACUUCCCUCUCACAGGAACUGGAUAGUCAUCGCAAAGGUAAGGCUAUGAAGGUUGCGGUAUGCGGAAAGAUGUCAUUGUAUUCCAAAGCACGUGGCGGACCACCUUCCUACGCUAAGAUGUGGAAGCUCACAAGCUGCACUCCUGGCCUGAUCGCAUUUAGCGUCACAUCGGAAUUCUCGGGUGAUGGAGUUGGUGCCAUUUCCUCGAUCGCGUAUCACUCCCUCUUUCAGACAGUCAAGAAAUUCUUCGUUGUUAAGUGGAACCACCAGCGCAUCAAAUCGGUCGUCGAGCAAAUCAAUGGAUACGUCUUUGAUGGUACCGUCAAGACGCAGCCAUCCAAUGACACUCAGUGCACCAUGGAGCAAGUCACUGAAUCACUUGAUCGUGUUAUGGCCGCGCUGGACGCCAGUGAUUCAGACUCAAACGAUGAUUCAGACUCAUUGGAAUAUGUUAACUUGCCGGUACAGGCAGCUAACAUCCAUCCGACUGUAACUGCAGCUGCAGCUGCAACCAUUUCAACCUUGCAACCUAAGACAGCCGUUGACGCUCCCCAACUCGAAGCCGCAGUCCCGCAACCCAAAGCCGCAGUCCCGCAACCCAAAGCCGCAGUCCCGCAGUCCGAAGCCGCAGCCCCGGGGCCUAUCAUUCAAGUUGAUACUAGCCUACAACCUUCCAUUUCAACUCCGUGUUUUUCAACUCCUAUGGCACCAUGUGUAGAGACUUUGGUGGAUGCCCAGGGUCAGAGCGAGGACGUAUCACCAGCUAUUGGGCUUGUUACUAUUGCCAAACCUCAGGCAAAGGCAUCCAGGGGCAGGAGGAAGCCCAAGAGUCAGACAUUGGCCAGUGAUUCUACCACUAUUCGCCGCUCCUCACGUCACGCUGUAGCAUGA